GAAAGGGAAACGCACGCUCGCAAUUACUCCUGGUCUCAGCCUCGUUUUUUUGCCUUGGGGAAGUGGCAAGAAACAGAGUCUUGCGCGAGGACCCAGUUCCAGUCCAGAGGAGGAGAGGCCAGAAAGGAGCAGAGCGUCGCGGGGGAACGCUCGGGAGCUCGAAUCUUGGCUGUCCGAAUCGCGGGUUUCGGCAAUUGGGGAAGCUUCGAGGGGUUCUUCUUUUUCGAGUAAGGAGCGAAAGCUUUUUCUUUUUUUCCCAUUUUCGGCGCGACCAUUCUCCUCGAUUCCGAUAUAAAUAAGAUCCGGUCCCCUGGCGUCUGUUGGUCUCUGUUGUGCUGUGGAAAAUGAAUCUUGGGAGAGGAAAAUUCGAGUCUUGUGGGGUGACGGGUCGGGUUUGCGUUUCUUGAUUCGCGAGCGGGCGUGGUUUUUUUUAUCGUGUUCCGGUAUGUUUUCGCCUCGCAAGGUGUCGGAUUUCUCGAGCCGAGGGAGGAAGGAGCCGGGCCGAGAUCAAGAAACGUGGGAUUUAUGUCGUCUGGGUUUGAUCUGGUUGCUGGAGCUCUGACGCGGCUCUGUUUCUGUACUCUGCUUCUCCGGUCGGUCACGUGCUCCGCCCGGUGCAUGCAACAUCGGUCGCUUGAUCGGAGCGUCGGACCGUGUAAUUCCGCCUCGUUCCAUGUGAUUGAAGUCGAAAAGGUAAACUUGAUUCAUAGCCCAUUGAAUCUUUCAGGCAAGUGAAGAUGCCUCGUAUUGAUAGGAGAUUGUGGCACCCGAUCACGAGUUGCAAGAAAGUUAAGGGGAAGCGACCGGGCGAUGAGAAAAAUCUCGAACAUGUGAGGAGAAUCCGUGUAAUGUAUAACGACCCUGAUGCGACUGAUUCUUCCAGCAGCGAUGAUGAGGGCAUGUACAUUGCUGAGGGGGGCAUGUUUAAGCAGAAUAAGCAGGUCAUCAAGGAGAUAGUCAUUCCUGUCAACUCACAUAAAUCAUCGGGUGAGGGAUGUUCCCGCGCAAAUAACGGUAGCCAGAAGUAUAUUAGCAUAAGCAAGAAGUUUGGUUGCGCUGCUUCUGCACGUCAAGAAAAGAACAACGUGCCGCCAACUCCUUCCGAAUAUAGAGGAGUGAGGCGGAGGCCGUGGGGGAAAUAUGCAGCCGAGAUUCGAGACCCUAUCAGGAAAGUCCGCGUGUGGCUUGGGACUUUUAAUACUGCAGAAGAGGCUGCGCUAGCUUACCAAAGAAAGAAGCUUGAAUUCGACGCCCUCUCUGUACCGGGGAAGAACAACACUACUUGCCAACACUUGACUGGUCCUGCUUUCUUGGUUCCAUCCCCUUCAUCCGUGCUCGAUGUUCCUAGUUCUUCUUCAUCAGGUAAUCGCCAUGAAGUAUCAGCCCUAGAACAACGUGGCAAAGACAAGGUGCAGAUAUUUGGCAAUGCGAGAUCAGAGCCACACUUAGAUGAUGAUUCAUGCAUCCAGGAGUUUUUACUAGAACCAGUACCAUCAAUGUCAAUCACUGAGGAGUUUUAUUGCGCCGAGGAGUUUUAUUGUGGCGGCUUGGACAAGAAUUUGCUGCUCCAGGAUGAAUCUGACGAUGUUCUUCAGGAUGGAAUUGCAGGAACCGACGAGAAUCUUGGCGAGGGCGAGUUUGGCGAGGCGAGUUUGGCGAGGACAAGAUGCAUGAUCUUGCGAACAUCGAGAUCAAUCUAGACAAGGAGGAGCUUGCUUGGAUUGACGAGGCUCUGAAUUUCCCGUCCUUGUAAGUUGUUGCAGAUCAGAACCUCUGCUGCUUUCCUUUAUGGCGAUUUUGUAGAGCAUAUACCAAAGGAGAUCUCGAGUCGGGGCAAGCUGUCGAACCCGAUUCACCAAUUCUACAAGACUUUCAGGUAGUGAAAAUUUUGACAAUCUAACUAUAGAUGGUAUGUUAUUUUUAAAUGCAUAUGGAUCUGGGAGAAUAAAUUUUCUGGAGUUACUGGUUUUGCCUGUUCUUGUUGCUGUGCCCUUAGGCAUAUUCAUUUGCUAGUGCAAUAAGCUUCUUGUGAUGACAAUUUCACAAGACAAUAUCUAAGUGAAAAAUACAUUUCUUUUAUCA
Molecule: messenger RNA, 2082 nt
Organism: Eucalyptus grandis
Lineage: Eukaryota; Viridiplantae; Streptophyta; Magnoliopsida; Myrtales; Myrtaceae
Product: ethylene-responsive transcription factor CRF1
Exons: 2
Coding region: 738-1700 (320 amino acids)
Biological process (GO): regulation of DNA-templated transcription
Molecular function (GO): DNA binding; DNA-binding transcription factor activity
Source: RefSeq, a predicted model, not a curated record